Molecule: messenger RNA, 3496 nt
Organism: Labeo rohita (rohu)
Lineage: Eukaryota; Metazoa; Chordata; Actinopteri; Cypriniformes; Cyprinidae
Gene: lzts3b
Product: leucine zipper, putative tumor suppressor family member 3b
Exons: 6
Coding region: 493-2688 (731 amino acids)
Biological process (GO): regulation of dendritic spine morphogenesis
Cellular component (GO): dendritic spine
Source: RefSeq, a predicted model, not a curated record
CUCAGCUGAUACACGCAUCCGCUGACUAUCAUCAUCAUCAUCAUCAUCACCCGAGACCUGCUCCUGUCAAGAUACACACCGCUCGGUUUUAUGGACGCGACGCGACCGGCUCGGUGAAUGAACGCGGCUGACGUGACGCGUGUCGCUGUCCGCGGUGCUGAAACAGUGAGUACGAUCGCAGUCAUGUGGAUUUCGUACGCGAAACGACAGCGCUGUCGAUGUGUGAAGCGACUGAUUAUAGAAGAAUAGAGAGAGAGAGAAGCUCCACUAUCACUGCGACUCACUCGACUGGAAGUAAACCAGUGAACGGACCUCCAUUCUUUCUCUCAGAUAAAGCAGCGAGGACGCAUUAUGUAAUGCACUGAUAGUGGGAAGGAGGGAAAAAGCAACCCAUCUCCUGGUUUCCAUCUUCAUGUGUCUGUCUGGAGGUCCGGCAGCUGUGCUGGCCCAUGCGGAGGGUUGCGGCGUUGAGUGACGCUCUGGUUCCCCAGCAUGGGCAGUGUAGGCAGCGGGGUGGCCGGUGAGCAGGAGUUUGCCAUGAAGAGCGUGGGCACGCGCACCACCCUCCCUCGUGGCCCUCCCCUGUCCCGCCGCGGCCCCUCCGACCGCAGCUGCAGCGCCGAGCGCCUUCACGCACCUCCCUCCACCUCGGAGGGCUCCAGUGACGAACGGGGCGGGAGCAGCACCACCACGGAUCGAGGCCACCUCAACAUCGCCGCCUCUCGUCCCACCAACGGAGACGGGCUGGAGGGGAACGCCGCAGGCCGCCGGGACACACACAGAACCGGAGGAGGAGUGUCUCUGGAUGCUUGUGGUAACAUGCUGGGUCACGGCGCGGAGAAGAACCACGAUGGUGCGGCAGCGGUAAAGGGGAGAGAGGGGAACAACAGCAAAAGAGACAGUCGCACGCCACCCAAGAUCCUCACUGUGUCUGGGAAAUUAGAGCAGAAUAAUUCUGCUCUGGUCCGGCCGUCCGCCUUCAAACCCGUCGUUCCCAAGAGUUUUCACUCCAUGCAGAACCUGGUGGGUCAGUCUGGAAGUGGAGGACGAUCUGCUGGAAGCGGUGGAGGAUCUGACGCCCCACAGUCCCUCUGUGAGCAGGACAGUCCCGAUCGAGACCCUUCGGGCGGAAACGACGGCCAGGGCGGCAUGUCCGACUCGGGGAGGAACUCGUUGACCAGCCUGCCCACCUACGCGGGGCCCGGCAUGGGCUACGGUCCCGCUCAAGCACUCGGUCCUCUCAGUGCCUCGACCAGCCACAUCAACAGACUGAGCAGCACAGCGGCGCCGCUGGACAAAGCGGACAAACCCAACUAUCAGAACGGCCUGAGCGUGUCUGACAGCGGACAGUCCUCCUCCGGGAAGAGCUGCUUAUCAUAUCAGAGACUCUGUCAUCUGACGGACACGAGCGCCACCGUCCAGCCGUCGCCCUCCACUGACGACAUCAUCCAGGACCUGGAGGACCGACUCUGGGAGAAAGAGCAGGAGGUGAUCCACAUGCGACGUAACCUGGACCAGAGCGAGGCGGCCAUCGUGCAGGUGUUUGAGGAGAAGCAGCGUGUGUGGGAGCGAGAGAUGGAGGAGCUGAGGCAGAACUACGCCGGGCGGCUGCAGCAGGUCACGCACCGGGCCCAGCGUACACAGCAGGCCCUGCAGGCCCACAUUGCCCGUCUGCAGCAGGACAAGGGCCGACUACAGGAGGAGAUCAGCGCCCUGCUCGCCCAGAGAGAGGAGCUGGAGAGGAAGUGCCUGGAUUACCGCAAGGAGCAGGCGGACAUCCUGCCCCGCCUGGAGGAGACCAAAUGGGAGCUGUGUCAAAAGGCGGGCGAGAUCUCUCUGCUGAAGCAGCAGCUGCGGGAGAGUCAAAAUGAGGUGACGCAACGGGCCGGAGAGAUGGUGGCCCUCAGGGGUCAGCUAAAGGAGCUCAACGCCCAGCUGAAGGAGCGCGAGGAGACCAUGAUCGGCCUGAAGGACUCGUACACCAACAAGAGCCGCGAGCUGGAGAGAUGUGAAGGAGAACUGAAGAGAACGCUGACAGAGGUGUCAAUGUUGCGUGACAAGCUGGUGGUGUUCGAGGCCGAGGUUCUGGGUCUCAAGCGGGCUCUGAGCGAGCUGAGCUGCAGGAACGAUCACGCCGUGUGUCUGAGCGGCAUCAGCGGCAGCAGCAGCUUACCGUGGGCUGGCCUGCACUCGCCCCGCACGCCCGAACCCCUGACCGCGCUCACGCCGCUCAGCGCCACUGUCGACAGCUUCCUCAGCCUGCAAAGCGAUGAGGCCAAAGCGCAACGGCAGGAGGCGGGAGAGCUGCGGCGGCAGCUGGAGCGACUGCAAGGUGAGCUGCACCUAGAGCGACAGCAGCGAGAACGACAGGCGCUCACCUUUGCUCAGGAGCGCCACACCUGGCAGGACGAGAAAGAGCGCGUGCUGAAGUAUCAGGCGCAGCUGCAGCUCAGCUACGUGGAGACGCUGCAGAGGAACCAGGCGCUGGAGGAGCGAGUGGGGCAGUUGGGAGCCAAACUGUCCACGUCGCCCGGAUCGCCGCCGCCCAUCAGCCUCUCCAUCCCCGUCCCGGUGACCGUCACUCUGUCCCCGACCGCGGACGAUCCCAAACCGCCCGUCCUGCAUCAGCUGGCGCCUCCGUGGCCGGGACCUUCUCGCUUAGAGCGGAUCGAGUCCACGGAGAUUUAGACGUGAGACAAUCGGCGUGAGACUGUUCUGUGCAAAGAGCCGAACGCACUAGAGAGGGCCGAGAUCAGCCUGUGUUACUGCAACAGAUGAAAGAAGAAUGCAGUUAGGAAUCAAAAGUGGUGCACAUUUCUCCAGCUUUUAAACCCGACUUUUGACAUCUCUUUUGGUCAUCAGUGAUAUGGAGGGGAAACAUUUUGCUAGUCUGUGUUGGCCGUAUGGUACUGGUCAAAAGUUUGGAAUAAUUUUAUUAAUGUUUAAGAAGUCUUUUCUGCUCACCAGGGCUGCAUUUAUUUGAUCAGAAAUACAGUGAAAUAUUAAAAAUUUUCAAUGGAAGCUUGUUUCCGCCAUUGAUUAAAAAAAUAAAUUAAUGUAAUCACAACAUUUCUUGCAAUUCAAACUUUUUCCUUAGAAUUGUGAAAUAAAAUGUUGCAAUUGUGGAAGCAAGCUUCCAUAGUGUUCUAUGUGAAUGUCUGUUAAAAUGUACUUGAAUGCUGGGAUCAAAGCUGAAUUUUCAGUGUGAAUCCCCUCCGAAGUUCCAAUCUGAAUCAAAUGAUUUGUGAACCCCCUCCUCCAAAAUAUGUUUUAAUAUAAAUCAAAUGAGUCACGACCCCCCCCAUAAGCUCUGAUCUGAAUCAAAUGUUUCGCAAACCUACUCCGAUGUUCCGAUCUGAAUCAAAUGAUUCACAAACCUCCUCCUCCAAAAUAUGUUUUAAUAUGAAUCAAAUGAGUCAUGACCCCCUCAGAAGUUCUGAUGAGAAUCAAAUGAUUCGCAAACCCCCUCAAAAAUCCCGAACUAAAUCAAAUGACU